UGAGGAAUGCUGCUGAAAAAUUAAUACGAAAGUUAUUUCUCCAUCACUUCCACGUAGUUUGUCUAUUCACGGGGCCAGGCGGGCUGGCAGCUGGCGGGCAGGAGACGCGCAGGAGGCGGGCAGCAGGGCGCCGACAGCCCGCUAGUCCGCCCGAGAGAACCAUCCUCUGAACAACACGACCAUGGAGUAAACAUGGCCCACAACAGAAGCUGUUUAUUUGAAGCGCUGGACCGGUCAGAGAGCCAGCGGGAUGGAGGCUUCAAGCACAGCUGGGGCUUCUCUCUCUCCGCUGACGAGGAGACGAGACACGACACCCCGGGGGUAACCAUGGAGGAAAGGGACCGGCUGCAGCACUCCGCCCCAGAGGGCAAGAAGACCCCCCCCUUCAGGCAGUUCUCCUCAGCAGACCACUCGCGGACGUAUGAGAACCGGGCCAGCCAGCACAGCAGGGUGCUGAACAAACUAGGACCCGUCAAGAGGCCCGGCGACAUCCCCCACAUGGUGCCCGUGCCCCCCGCGGGGCCCAACAGAGCCCGCUCCUUCAUCCCCAGCCCCUCCGCGCCCCAGGGCAUGGUGCUGCAGGGCCGGUACUUCCAGCACGCGCACAACGUGGCCGCCGUCAAGCCCGCCCCCAGGAACAACUUCAGCACACAGCCCACGGUGGAGCUCGACCAGAUCAUCCUCACGUGUCCAGACACACAAGACAACGGUCUGAACAUCAAGCGGCGCGUGCAGCAGAAGAGGAAGUCUCUCCUCGAUGAGUGUUGUAGUUUCCCGUCAGCCGAGCCGCUGCGGCCCGGCGCCAGCCCCGCCCGCUGCAUCAAGUGCCACUCCACCGCCCAGGACGCCGCCUGCUGCUCCCACUGCGGCCACCCCCGCACGCCCCUCCCCUCCUGCCAGCACGCGCCGCAGGCCCCGCCCCCCUCGGCCGCGCCCCGCCCCCCCAUCCACCCGCACCACGCCGGCGGCCCCCACAGCCUUUCCGCCAAGAACUUUUACGGGCCGGUGAGGGCCCCCGCGGGCCCCGUGCUGCCGCUGCGGGUCUCCCACGGGGCCCGCGGGGGAGCCCUGUUGGCGCCGCUGAACGGCCGGCCCGCGGGCCCCCCCCCGCUGCCCCCCCCCGGGACCUCGGGCUGCUGCGGCCUCCGUCUGUCCCCCAAGGGGAAGAAGUCCGCCUCGGCCCGCCAGCACGAACUCAACGACCCCAUCGUCCUGUCCAGCGAUGACGAGGAAGAGGACGCGGACAACGCCAGCACCGGCAGCGUGAACCGUCUGGACAGCGUGUCGCCGCGGCCCGCUGACUCCGCCCACUCGUCCCCGGCGCCGUCCGGCGGGCGCGUGGAGGCGGCGGUGAAGAGCCCCGGGGAGUUGGACGAGCUCGCCGCCGACAUGUUCGACGACGUCAACAUGAAUAUCGUGUUGCCACGGAGACCGCGGAAGGACCCGGUCCUCCAGUCCAGCCCCGGGGCGUCUGAGAGCUUCUCCUCGCGGCCCAAGAAGCCCAAGCUGGUCCCUAACAAGUGUGCCAGCAUCAUCCUGCAGUGCCGUAGCGUCCGGGUGGGCACCCUGCGCCGCAUGGUCACCAAGCCCGUCGUGUUCUCCAUCGACCAAAUCCAACUGGAAACCGAUGUGGCAGCGGAGAUGGAGGCCCUGGAGGUGAACCUGCAGGCCUCGGAGCUGAUCAGCUGCGAGUGGUGCAGCGUGAGGAAACUGCCCGUGCUCUUCUUCCAGACCACGCCCGGGGAGUGCCUGCGUCUGCGCUCCCAGCUCGACAUGUCCAGCGAGAAAGGGGGCCAGUGGUACGACUCGGCCGGAGACCAGUCAGAUGAGAAGUACAUCGUGCUGAUCUUCGAGAACGGGCUGACGAUGAACGAGCAGAUGAUCCUGGAGGACAUCCUGGGGGAGAUCGGGCGCGCCAACGGCCUCAGCGACUUCCCCGCCAAGCUGUCCUUCGACGAGGCCAACGUCAGGCUGGUCAACUACAACAAGGCCACCAAGGAGAAGGAGGAGAAGUCCAAGCCGGCCCAGGGCAGCCCCGGGGGGACAGCGGGCAGCGUGACCCGCGUGGCCCCGGUCCGGACGCGGAUGGCCACCCGGCAGCAGGCCGGGGCCUUCUACAACGAGGAGGACGAGGACAUGGCGGAGCUACAGCCCACCUUCUCCGGACCCAUCGUCAAGUUGAUGGUGUACCCCCCUCCCCCCGCUAAAGGAGGCAUCAGCGUGACUAACGAAGACCUCCACUGCCUUAACGACGGGGAGUUCCUCAACGACGUCAUCCUAGACUUUUAUCUCAAAUACCUGGUCCUGGAGCGGUUGAAAAAGGAGGACUCCCAGAGGAGCCACGUGUUCAGCUCCUUCUUCUACAAGCGCCUGAACCAGCGGGAGAGGAGGAACGCUCCGGAGGCCUCCAACCUGCCGAUACAGAAGAGGAAACACAACCGGGUGAAGACGUGGACGCGCCACGUGGACCUCUUCCAGAAGGACUUCAUCUUCGUCCCCAUCAACGAGUCCGCCCACUGGUACCUGGCUGUCAUCUGCUUCCCGGGCCUCCAGGGACCCCAGUUCACGCCCAACCCCUUAUACAAGGCCCCGCCCACAAACCACUCCCACAGCACAGACCCCGCCCCCGGCCCCGCCCCCCGCCCGUCGGAGGAGGGCGUCCCGGACCACUGCCGCCCCAUCACCUCCGACGACUUGUCGGACUCGCCGCCUCGUCCGCUGUCUCACAGUUUCCACGACAACCCCACGUGGGCGUCGCCCCCGGAUGGGGCGUCGACCAAUCAAAGGGCAGCCUUCACCAACGGUGUUCUCCAGCCCCCGCUCCUAGGCCAGGAGGCGGAGCCUGAGCCGCAUUACAACAGUGAGCUCCAGAGGAUCAGUGUGUGUUACGGCCCAGCGAAUGCCAAGGACGACGUGUUCAGCUUCUCCGACGCCAACAGCAGCUGUCCGGAUGAGGGCACUGACGACGGGACGUCCCAGGAGGAGGGCACAACCAGCGACGGGGCCGGCCUGGCCCACAAAUUCACCGUCUGCAAACAGCCUUGUAUCCUCAUCAUGGACUCCCUGAGGGGCCCUGCCCGUUCCACCGUGGUCAAGACGCUGAGAGAGUACCUGGAGGUGGAGUGGGAGGUGAGGAAGGGCACCCCUCGGAGCUUCGGGAAGGAGGUGAUGAAGGGCUCCAGCCCCCGCGUGCCGCAGCAGGACAACUACAGCGACUGCGGCGUCUACGUCCUGCAGUACGUCGAGAGCUUCUUCCAGAACCCCGUCCUCAGCUUCCACCUACCCGUCUCCCUGGACGACUGGUUUCCACAGCAACGCAUGAAGACCAAGCGGGAGGAGAUCCGGGAGCUGAUCCUGAGGAUCCAGUCCCAGCAGGACCUGGAGCGCCGGGACCUGAACCCGGAGCCCCCGGAGCCCCCCGGGUCCCCCGAGGAGGAGCCCGAGGUCGAGGAGACCUCGGGCCCGGUACUACUGCUGCAGCACCACCCCCCGCCUCCUGAGGCCCCCCCACCUCCACCCCCACCCCCACCCGCAACACAACUCCACUUUGUCACGGUCCGAUGAAGCCCCCCACCCACCCAACCAACCAACCAACCAACCCUGGCCCUGAGGCAUGCUGGGAAAUCUAUUCUGAAGAACUCCGGUUCUCGGCGUCUAGCACGGCGACACACACACACACACACACACACACACACACACACACACACACACACACACACACACACACACACACACCACACACACACACACACACACACAUACACACACACACUUGACACAUACAAACACACACACACACUUGACACAUACAAACACACACACGCACACACCAACACCUUGAAGCGUUUGUAUUGAACAGAGUGUAAAUAUGCCCGGUUUCUGUUGGCUGCCUUUGUGUGACUGAUGACGGGGCGAUGGUGUCACCCUGUGAGCCGGUAUGAUCAGUGUUCCCCCCCCCCCCCCCCCCCCCUGGAGAACGGAGGACCGGAAACCAGACCCUGCAGACUUUUGGUUGCGGUCAGGCGUUAUUUAGGCAGAGAAAGGCGGAGGAUUGUUCCAGAAAGAAGUUUCGGCGAAACACGCUCUGAAGUCUGAAGAGAUGUACGGAAAAACGUUCCUGAAAGAUGUUCAGGUACGACGGUCGGUAAUGACAUUCCGGAAUGACGUUCCCGAGACUUUCCGGAAAGGAGUUCCGGAAAUACGUUCCCGAGGAGCUCCGGGGUUGUCCCCGGUCCCAGACCGGCCGAGCGUGAAGCCUCCUCAGCAUUAAACAAACUUCAGCCUUAGCUUCUCAUGUACGCUGCUCUGUAUUUAAUAUUUAUACUUUUAGGUUAUUCUGUUUUGGUUUUCAUUUGUACGUGUUCUGUUGGGUGGAGACGAGGACGCCUCCUCUGAGUUGUAAAGAGUUUCAUUAA
Molecule: messenger RNA, 4415 nt
Organism: Gadus macrocephalus (Pacific cod)
Lineage: Eukaryota; Metazoa; Chordata; Actinopteri; Gadiformes; Gadidae
Gene: senp6a
Product: SUMO specific peptidase 6a
Exons: 23
Coding region: 193-3564 (1123 amino acids)
Biological process (GO): protein desumoylation; regulation of spindle assembly; regulation of kinetochore assembly
Cellular component (GO): cytoplasm; nucleus
Molecular function (GO): SUMO-specific endopeptidase activity
Source: RefSeq, a predicted model, not a curated record